CGCCCCAAAUCUCUCCUCCUUUGAGCUCAAAAUCAUGGCGCGCGCGGGUCUCCAGGACAACAAGAUAUAAACAAAGCUGUUCCUAGUAAGGACCUGUGGUGUGAUUCUCCUCUCAGGGAUUUUUUCACCGUUUUCUUUACAUCUUCAGUACUCACCUGAGAAAAGCUGACACUUCAGAAUGCCUACAGGGACCAAAAAUACAAAGUCCCAUAGUGCCAAACCUGGGAAAAAGAGUGUCAAAAAGCAUCCAUCUAAGAAAAGGUCAGCGAGUACUACAUGCUCAAAGCCUGCGGUGGAUAUUCUGAGCCCAGCUGCCAUAGAGAAUGCCUACUACAUCUCCCAUAAUGUAGUGGACUGUCUGGAGUUCCGAGGCUUUAGCUGGCCUAAAGCCACUAAAAAAAAAGAAAAGGGACAUAAAAAAAAGAAGGGAAAAAAAUAAGGAAGUCUGAAUGUAAGUGAUAAAAAUCGAGAUGAAUCGGUAGAUGACAUUGUCAGGUACAUCAAUUUUGAACAUAUGCUGUAUCUUUUUAAAUGAACCCAAGCCAUCUUUCAUGUGUGUGUGUAAUGCUAAUGCUAACUACUGUAUUUCUGGAAUGAAUUUCUGCAUAAUUUCCAAAUCCAUUCACUGGCCUCUUGAAAUGUUGGUAUUGAUUAAUAUCCAGCAUAUUCUGUUUUUCACAGCGUUGUUGAAUACAGUGACCAUUAGUAGUUCAUGCUUUCUUAACAGAGAGGGUACACCUAAGCAAUACAACAGUGAGUUGUCAAAAUGAUGAUUAUUCAUGAUUCUAUAGCAAGGAUGUGUACAAUUGACUUCAUAGAAGUUAAUAAAAUCUUCAGAAGUU
Tachysurus fulvidraco (yellow catfish) is the source of this 842-nucleotide messenger RNA. RefSeq names its product small lysine-rich protein 1. The coding region runs from base 179 to 439 and encodes 86 amino acids. The transcript has 3 exons. The record is from RefSeq and is a predicted model, not a curated record. Lineage: Eukaryota; Metazoa; Chordata; Actinopteri; Siluriformes; Bagridae.